UCCCACGGUCACGGUCAUUUUCUUUCCAACCAAACAGCCCCUUUUCCCAGCAGAAGCCAAUCAACCAACCACCCCGCCCCGCCACACCACACCACGCGCUCUCUCUCUCUCUCUCUCUCUGUCGAAAUCUAGGGUUAGGUUUUGGGCACAGUUGGAGCGAAUUCUGAGCUUCCAUGGCCGUUUCGAGUGCGUUUGCAGGGGCUAAGCUCGAGACUUUCCUCCUCAGCAACCCUGCCGCCGGUGCCGUCGCGUCGACGUCGGCGUCGGCGUCGGCAUUGUCCCCGGGUCAAAUUCGGGUUCUAUGCAAGCCGACUCGCACCAAGCGAGCCCUGGUCCCGAGAGCCGGUUCGACCAUUCGAUGCGAGGUGGUUGCUCCAGAUUCGGCGACGUCGGCGCCUCCUUCACCGAGCCUCUCUGCUCUCGAGCAGCUCAAGACCUCCGCGGCUGACAGAUAUACUAAGGAAAGGAGCAGUAUUGUAGUAAUUGGGCUCAGUGUCCAUACUGCUCCUGUUGAAAUGCGUGAAAAACUUGCCAUUCCUGAAGCAGAGUGGCCUCGGGCUAUAGCAGAGUUGUGUGGUUUAAAUCAUAUCGAGGAAGCUGCUGUCCUGAGUACUUGCAACAGGAUGGAGAUAUAUGUUGUGGCACUAUCUCAACAUCGUGGUGUAAAAGAAGUGACUGAAUGGAUGUCAAAGACAAGCGGAAUUCCUGUUUCAGAGAUUUGUCAGCACCGGUUUUUGCUGUAUAACAAAGAUGCUACACAACACCUAUUUGAAGUAUCAGCAGGACUGGACUCCCUUGUCUUAGGAGAAGGUCAAAUCCUAGCUCAAGUCAAACAAGUUGUGAAAGUUGGGCAAGGGGUCAGUGGCUUUGGCAGGAACAUCAGCGGGCUAUUCAAGCAUGCAAUCACUGUUGGAAAACGAGUUCGAACUGAGACAAACAUUGCAGCAGGGGCAGUUUCUGUUAGCUCAGCUGCUGUUGAGUUGGCAUUAAUGAAGCUUCCAGAAUCCUGUCAUAACACAGCUAGGAUGUUGGUCAUUGGAGCUGGUAAGAUGGGGAAGCUUGUGAUCAAACACUUGGUAGCAAAAGGUUGCACCAAGAUGGUGGCAGUGAACAGAUCUGAGGAGAGAGUAGCUGCCAUCCGUGAUGAGUUGAAAGAUAUUGAGAUAAUCUACAAACCCCUUUCUGAAAUGCUAAACUGUGCUGCUGAAGCAGAUGUAAUUUUUACAAGCACUGCAUCAGAAACCCCAUUAUUUUUGAAAGAGCAUGUAAUUGAUCUCCCACCCGUUGGUCAGGAAGUUGGGGGUUUGAGGCUUUUUGUUGACAUCUCUGUUCCUAGAAACGUGGGUUCAUGUAUCACAGGUCUUCAGACCACAAGGGUUUAUAAUGUUGAUGACCUGAAGGAGGUUGUGGCUGCUAAUAAAGAGGAUAGACUUCGGAAAGCUAUGGAAGCCCAGGCAAUUAUUGCUGAGGAAUCAAAACAAUUCGAAGCUUGGAGGGAUUCACUGGAAACUGUUCCCACUAUCAAGAAGUUGAGAGCCUAUGCUGAAAGAAUCAGAGUUGCAGAGCUAGAAAAAUGCUUGUCCAAGAUGGGUGAUGAUAUCUCAAAGAAAACAAGGAGGGCUGUUGAUGACCUUAGCAGGGGUAUAGUCAACAAACUACUCCAUGGUCCAAUGCAGCAUCUGAGAUGUGAUGGGAGUGACAGCCGGACUCUUAGCGAGACCCUUGAGAACAUGCAUGCGCUAAACAGAAUGUUCAGUCUCGAGACAGAAAUAUCAGUCUUGGAACAGAAGAUUCGGGCGAAGGUGGAGCAAAACCAGAAGUAAAUUUUUAUGUUAUUUUUCUUUCAGCACUUGUCGCUCCCUUGGAUCUGAAUAAGAGGAAAGAUUCCUUACGUUGUCGCAAAGGUGUCUGGUUGUAAAUUUUAAUAGAUAAACACUAUUAGGUUCCUGUGUGAGUCUUCGCAAUUCAUUUAUUGGUGGUCAACACCUCUAAUUUGGGGUUCCGUCUUGUGUCUUUAGUUUGUCUUCAAGUGGCCCCUCGGAUUUGUAGGAUACAGAUGAGGCUUAAUACAUGUUAUGAAUGAUUCGCCCCAAGUCUGUCUCUGAAAUACUUCUGACCUCGUAACUUGUUUACUGUUGAAUGUCAAUUCUGAGGUUGGUUUUUGUUUA
Molecule: messenger RNA, 2168 nt
Organism: Diospyros lotus (date-plum)
Lineage: Eukaryota; Viridiplantae; Streptophyta; Magnoliopsida; Ericales; Ebenaceae
Product: glutamyl-tRNA reductase 1, chloroplastic-like
Exons: 3
Coding region: 174-1823 (549 amino acids)
Biological process (GO): tetrapyrrole biosynthetic process
Molecular function (GO): glutamyl-tRNA reductase (NADP+) activity; NADP binding
Source: RefSeq, a predicted model, not a curated record